Erigeron canadensis is the source of this 1169-nucleotide messenger RNA. RefSeq names its product probable mannitol dehydrogenase. The record is from RefSeq and is a predicted model, not a curated record. Gene Ontology annotation, biological process: lignin biosynthetic process. Lineage: Eukaryota; Viridiplantae; Streptophyta; Magnoliopsida; Asterales; Asteraceae. Gene Ontology annotation, molecular function: zinc ion binding; cinnamyl-alcohol dehydrogenase activity. The transcript is spliced from 5 exons. The coding region runs from base 50 to 1123 and encodes 357 amino acids.
UGUAUUUUCUGUCAAACGAAAACACACACACGCAUACAAAGUAAUCGUGAUGGGGAGUUCACCGGAAACGGAGCAUCCUGUGAAGGCGUUGGGAUAUGCCGCUAGAGACUCAUCCGGCGUACUCUCACCCUUCAACUUCUCCCGGAGGGAAACAGGAGAUGAAGACGUGAGGUUCAAAGUUUUGUAUUGCGGUGUUUGUCACUCGGAUCUUCACUCUAUCAAGAAUGACUGGUUCAAUGCUAAGUACCCUUUGGUCCCUGGCCAUGAAAUUGUGGGUGAGGUGACUGCGGUGGGCAGCAAGGUCAAAAAAGUCAAAGUUGGAGACAGAGUUGGGGUGGGUUGUUUGGUUGGAUCUUGUCGUUCAUGCGAUCAAUGUGGUGUUGAUCAAGAGCAAUACUGCCCAAAACAGGUAGCGACAUACAAUGCCACCUUUGAGGUAACUUAUGGUGGCUACUCUGACCACAUGGUUGUCAAUGAACACUUCAUUAUAUCCUGGCCCGCAGACCUUCCACUAUCAAGUGGUGCACCUCUCCUAUGUGCCGGAGUUACUGUUUACAGCCCAAUGCGAUACUAUGGGCUCGAUAAGCCUGGGAUGCACGUUGGUGUAGUCGGUCUUGGUGGUUUAGGCCAUGUAGCUAUAAAGUUUCUUAAAGCUCUUGGUGUUAAGGUUACUGUGAUCAGCACUAACCCCAACAAAAAAGAUGAAGCUACAAGUAAACUUGGAGCUGAUUCGUUUCUGGUCAGCCGUGAUCAAGACCAGAUGCAGGGUGCUGUGGGUACUAUGGAUGGUAUUAUUGACACCGUAUCUGCUGAACAUCCUCUCGUGCCUUUGAUUAGUAUUCUAAAGCCCAAUGGGAAGUUGGUCUUGGUUGGUGCUCCCACCGAGCCACAUGAAGUACCAGCUUUCCCAUUGCUUGUCGGGAGGAAACUGGUGGGAGGAAGUUUGAUUGGAGGAAUUAAAGAGACACAAGAGAUGAUUGAUUUUGCAGCAAGCCACAAGAUAACAGCCGACAUUGAGCUCAUCCCUAUAGACUAUAUCAAUACUGCCAUGGAGCGGCUUCAGAAAUCUGAUAUUCGUUAUCGCUUUGUUAUUGAUGUGGCCAACACAUUAAAAGCCACCUAGUUUCAUAUACUUCAACUCCCUACAGUUGCAUUUCAUAUGCAAAUUU